This is a messenger RNA of Triticum aestivum (bread wheat), 2520 nucleotides long. RefSeq names its product DNA (cytosine-5)-methyltransferase CMT1-like. Gene Ontology annotation, biological process: negative regulation of gene expression via chromosomal CpG island methylation. The record is from RefSeq and is a predicted model, not a curated record. The transcript has 14 exons. Lineage: Eukaryota; Viridiplantae; Streptophyta; Magnoliopsida; Poales; Poaceae. Gene Ontology annotation, cellular component: nucleus. Gene Ontology annotation, molecular function: DNA (cytosine-5-)-methyltransferase activity; chromatin binding; DNA binding. The coding region runs from base 1 to 2520 and encodes 839 amino acids.
AUGGCGGCGGCGGCGGCACCGGCAGCGAACUGGCGUACCACCGGGGAGGGUCUCGUUCUGCAGACGGCCAGGGCGGUGGCGGCAGAGCACAAGGUCCCGCUGGACGUGGUUCUCAGAGGGAGCUUCGCGGACGCCGUGGACGGACCACAAGGCUUCCUCGGCCUCCAUGCCGCGGAAGACGACGUGAUCGUUCACGAUCAAGCCACGGGAAAGGAUUUCAUCAAGUUCAGCAACUUCCAAAAGUUCCAAGAGGCUUGUGGGGUGGGCCAAGGCCAACGGCAGGCAGGCGCCCAGCUCGUGGUGGUGGUCAUGCCGUAUGCGGAUCUUACCUCGUGCAACCUUCUGCAAGGUUUGGACAUGGCAGCUCCGCACUAUGGCUAUGCAAAGAUGUACGUAGCUAACCUGGAUAUGCUGCUCUGGAAGCAGAGAGCUUUCAUGGCUCUAAAGGAUGAACUGGCCAAGUGCCGCAGCCUGAUCACUCAAUUGGAGGUGGCCGCGAACCUGGGAAAAUCUCAACUUCACCCAUUUCCAGAACGGGCCCAAGUCCUUAAGCUAGAGGAGCAGAGCGAAUUCAGGAGGAAGUUGAUGGAUGCAAGGCGAAGGAUCCAGGACGCACUUGACAAGGCAAGACUAGAGGUUCAGCUUAUCACGCAGGAGCUACAGGCCAACCCUUGUUGGAUCAGCUUUCCAUAUUGGGAAGGGGAGCAGAUUAGUGCCCGGUGCCACUACACUUCUGCUUCUGUCGACAAUGUCAUAUUCAAUCUCAAUGACGAUGUCUUCAUCAAGGCUGGUCCCGAUGAAGAGAGUUACAUUGGCCGUAUUACAGAGUUUUUUCAAGGUAGAGAUGACAGAUCAUACUUCACAUGCCGUUGGUUUUUCCUUGCGGAGGAUACGGUCAUCUCACCGAAGCUGCUUAAGGUCCAUGAUCAUCAACAUAAUGAUAGGCGUGUUUUCCUUUCAGAGGAAAAGAAUGACAACAUGAUUGAGUCAAUAAUUUGUAAACUGAACAUAAUUUAUGUUGCCCCAAAUGAGAUACCACAGGCAAAAGAUCGGUUAAUAUCAAAUUCUGAUUACUAUUAUGAUAUGUCUUACUCGGUGGCAUGUUCCACAUUUGCAAAUUUGCCAGCAGAAAAUGAUGAUGCAGAAGACAGUGAUGCAACUUCAAAUAUAUCUUGUGAAGAGGGGAAACCAGUGGCUGAUCUUGUGACAUACAGUCUGCUCGAUCUAUAUUCAGGGUGUGGGGCUAUGUCAACAGGGCUCUGCCUUGGUGCAGAAUUGGCUGGCAUAAAACUAGAAACUAUAUGGGCUGUGGACAUGAACUCACAUGCUUGUGAGAGCCUAAAGCAUAACCACCCUUCAACACAGGUACGAAAUGAGAAGGCUGAAGAUUUCCUAUCCCUCCUUCAACAGUGGAAUGCACUCUGUAAGAAAUAUGUCAUCCACGGCAGCAAUUCUUUGGGCUCUGAUCUAGCUCAGGCAUCAAACGAUGAUGGAAAUGAUGAAAACGAAUCUCUACCAAAGGAUGUAUUUGAGGUAGAGAGGCUUGUUGAUAUAUGCUAUGGCGAUCCAAAUAAGACUGGAAAAAAUGGCUUAUGGUUUAAGGUUCGGUGGAAAAAAUAUGAUGCUAGUCAAGAUACAUGGGAGCCAAUUGAUGGUCUGAGCUAUUCCUAUGAGUGCAUUAAAGAAUUUGUUCAGAGUGGAUAUAGGGAUUCCAUUCUGCCUUUGCCUGGCUCUGUGGAUCUUAUUUGUGGGGGUCCUCCCUGCCAAGGCGUUAGUGGAUUCAACAGAUUCAGAAAGCCUGAUGAUCCGCUGACGGAUGAAAAGAACAAGCAAUUGGUUGUCUUUAUGGAUAUUGUGAAAUAUCUGCGACCUAAAUAUGUUCUUAUGGAGAACGUUGUAGACAUCUUGAAAUUUGCAGAUGGGUUCCUCGGCCACUAUGCAUUGAGUCGCCUUGUCUCUAUGAACUACCAGGCCAGGCUUGGGGUGAUGGUUGCGGGUUGUUAUGGGCUGCCGCAGUUUAGGAUGAGGGCAUUUAUCUGGGGAGCUCUUCCUUCCAUGGUUCUUCCGAAAUUCCCACUUCCCACCCAUGAUGUUAUUAAGCGAGGACUAGUGCCAAAUGCAUUUUUGCGGUGUCUCGUUGCUUAUGAGGAAACAGCAAAUAAAUACUUGAAAAAAGCUCUUGUCCUCGAAGAUGCAAUAUCUGAUUUACAGGAGGUUCAAAACAAUCAGCCUAAUGAUGUCAUGGAGUAUGGCAGUGACCCCAAAACAGAGUUCCAACGCUAUAUCCGGCUUAGCAGUAAAGGUGUGACCAGGGAGUUAAUGUCAGCAAGCAGUCCCGUUGGGUCAUAUACCUGCGCAAGGAGCUGCCCAUACAUUGUCAUCUGUUAUGAAACACUCACCUGUCCAAUUCUUCAAACAUUUGUCAACGUUUGUAAAUUCAUAAUUAAGUUCAGUUAUUCCCCCAUUGUGUACCUGUCUAUUCCUUCAAGUUCAGAUACUGAGAUGGAUGAUUCUGAAUAA